This is a messenger RNA of Drosophila busckii, 800 nucleotides long. It is a transcript of the gene Tim17b1, whose product is annotated as probable mitochondrial import inner membrane translocase subunit Tim17 1. The transcript is spliced from 3 exons. Gene Ontology annotation, molecular function: transmembrane protein transporter activity. Gene Ontology annotation, biological process: protein import into mitochondrial matrix. NCBI's taxonomy places the organism in Eukaryota, Metazoa, Arthropoda, Insecta, Diptera, Drosophilidae. The record is from RefSeq and is a predicted model, not a curated record. Gene Ontology annotation, cellular component: TIM23 mitochondrial import inner membrane translocase complex; mitochondrial inner membrane. The coding region runs from base 84 to 629 and encodes 181 amino acids.
UUCCUCUGACUGUGCUUAGCAUAUCUCAAUUUAGUCUAAGCUUAAGCCACACUUUAGUAGUAGUAACUAGCAACUAGCCUAAAAUGGAGGAAUAUUCACGCGAGCCUUGCCCCUUUCGCAUUGUGGAGGACUGCGGUGGCGCCUUUGCUAUGGGCGCUGUGGGCGGCGCGCUGUUUCAGGCCAUCAAGGGAUUUCGCAAUGCGCCCUGUGGACUGCAGCGUCGUUUGGCUGGCGGUUUGGCUGAGGUGCGCGCGCGUUCGGGUCUGGUGGGUGGCAGCUUUGCUGUUUGGGGCGGCACAUUUAGCGCUAUAGACUGCGCUUUGGUCUAUUGGCGUGGCAAGGAGGAUCCGUGGAACUCUAUCAUAAGCGGUGCAGCAACUGGCGGCGUGCUGGCUGCACGUGGCGGCUCCGCUGCCAUGCUCAGCAGCGCUUUGGUGGGUGGCGUGCUGCUGGCUUUGAUUGAAGGUGCUGGCAUUGCUAUAGCGCAUUAUUCGGCUGAUAACUAUCGCCAGAUAUCGGUUGUAGAUCGCAUGCAGCAUUACAAUGAGCGCCAGCAGCAGCAACAGCAGCAGCCAAAUCUGAGCAGCUUCUAUGUCGAACCGAAUGAGAGCAAUUCGAUGCCUGCUUAGCAAUCAGCAUUACGUCAUUCUACAGUGAAGCUUUGCCAUUUGAUUGAACGCAUCGUGUUUCAUUUAAAUUAAUGCAAACGCCCAAACAAAAGUAUUUUUGAAUUUUGUUUCUAUUCUAUUUAAUAAAGGCAGCCAAACUGUCCCAAAAUAAAGUACAGCAGCUAAUUUAAG